AUGCAGCACCGAAAACCCAAUAAAUCUCCACACCCACCCCUCCCAUUCUCUUCACCCACCGGCAGCAAUCCCAAACAGUUUCAGAGAUUGAAGUCCAUUUUCAUCUCCAUGGCCUCCCUCACCCUCCUCUCCCUCCUCGUAUUCUUCGCCGCCGCCUCCGCCGCGCGCCGCCACAAUCCCCCUUACUCCGAAAACCCCCCCAAUUCCGGCCACAACAUCGUCGCCGAGGUUUGCAGGGCCUCGCGCGACUCCGCCAGAUGUCAGGCCACGCUGUCGCAGCCCGGCUACACGCCGCCGGACGCCUCCGUCCAGCAGGCGAUCCAGUCCGCCCUCUGGGUCAUCUCCCAGAACCUGAAUUUGGGUCGGGGGAUGGUCCGCGACAUCCUGGACGCGUCCUCUGGGAAUCUCAACCGCUCGAACGCCGCUAAAAACUGCCUGGAGCUGCUGCGCUACUCGGAGUACAGGCUGAAUUUGACGGGGGAAGCCCUGCCGCGUGGCGACCUCAAGGACGCGCGCGCGUGGCUGAGCGCGGCCCUGGUUUACCAAUACGAUUCCUGGUCCGCCCUCAAGUACGUGAACGACACGGCCCAGGUGGGCCUGACCAUGGCCUUCUUGGACUCGGCCCUGAUCGGCACCACCAGUGAUGCAUUGGCCAUGAUUGUGAACUAUGAUGUUUUUGGGGACAAGAUUGGUUCGUGGGGCCCAGUCAAGACCGAGCGGGACGGGUUCUGGGAGCCCGUGUCCGGAUCAAGCUCAUCCUCAGGGCCCGGGUUAGUGCCAACAGGCCUGCAGCCAAACGUGACAGUGUGCAAGGAGGGUAGCGGUUGUGAUUUCGGGACGAUUCAAGAGGCUGUCAAUGCUGGCCCGGACAAUGCUGAAAACGGCAAGAGAUUCGUGAUACAGAUCAAGGCCGGUGUUUACGAGGAGAUAGUGAGGGUGCCACUGGAGAAAAAGAAUGUGGUGAUGUUGGGUGAUGGGAUAGGCAAAACGAUCAUUACUGGGUCCAUGAAUGUCGGGCAGCAGGGCGUGACCACCUACAAUUCGGCCACUGUGGCUGUGGUUGGGGACAGGUUCAUGGCCAGCGGCCUCACGAUCCAAAACACAGCGGGACCCGAUGCGCACCAGGCGGUGGCCUUCCGCUCGGACAGCGAUUUUUCCAUCAUACAAGAUUGCGAGUUCCUUGGCAACCAAGACACCCUUUACGCCCACAGCCUUCGCCAGUACUACCGCUCGUGCCGCAUCCAAGGCAACGUCGACUUCAUCUUCGGCAACUCGGCCUCGUUUUUCCAGGACUGCCAAGUCUUCGUGGCCCCACGUCAGCAGAAUCCCGAAAAGGGCGAGAAAAACGCGGUCACCGCUCACGGAAGGAUAGACCCGGGCCAGUCGACGGGCUUUGUGUUCCAAAAUUGCGUGAUUAAUGGCACGGAAGAGUAUAUGGGUUUGUAUCAUAAGAAGCCUAGCGCGCACAGGAAUUUCUUGGGUCGGCCGUGGAAGGAGUAUUCGAGGACAGUUUUCAUCGGUUGUGUGUUGGAAGCUCUGAUUGCGCCCGAAGGGUGGAUGCCGUGGAGUGGAGAUUUUGCGUUGAGCACUUUGUAUUAUGGGGAAUUGGGGAAUACGGGAACCGGGUCGAAUGUCUCGGGCCGGGUGAGUUGGAGCAGCCGUAUCCCGGCUGAGCAUGUUGCGUCGUAUUCUGUUGGGAAUUUCAUUCAGGGGGACCGGUGGUUUAGUCCGGCGUCCAUGGCAAUGGCAUGA
Messenger RNA from Striga hermonthica, 1752 nucleotides. Lineage: Eukaryota; Viridiplantae; Streptophyta; Magnoliopsida; Lamiales; Orobanchaceae. The record is from the annotation of a GenBank genome assembly.